CUCUGACAUCACUGUAGUUCAGAGAGAUUCAGAGAAAGUGAAACUAACUUGACCAACAACAAUAUGGACGCCUGAAACGAUCAACCUCUUUAAACAACAGAAUAUUUAUUGAGCCGUUCAAAGAGUCUUGUGGACACAUCUGAUCCUCACAGGCUUGAAGAGGGGAAAAACAAUGGCAGAAUCUUCACCAACAUCAACAAAAGAAAGAAAAACCAGGAGAUGGAGUAGAGAAGAACCUCCAUUGAUGUCAUCCUCCGGCGGUCCACUGACUGAGGAGCUUCAGUGCUCGAUAUGUCUGGAUGUGUUCACUGAUCCAGUCACCACUCCCUGUGGACACAACUUCUGCAAGACCUGUCUGAAUAAGUGCUGGGACAACAGCCAGACCUGCAACUGUCCAUAUUGUAAAGAAACAUUCAAGAUCAGACCUGAUCUCAAGAUUAAUAACACACUCCGAGAAGUUGUAGAUCACUAUAAAAAGAAAAGUCCUGAGAAAAAACCUGAAGUUCUGAAAAAACCUGAAGUUCUGUGUGACGUCUGUGAGGAAAGAAAGCUGAAAGCCCUGAAGUCGUGUCUGGUGUGUCAGAGCUCUUACUGUGAAACUCACCUGGAGCCUCAUUUGAGAGUGGCAGGUUUAAAGAAACACAAACUGAUCAAUCCUGUGAGGAAUCUGGAGGACUAUAUAUGUCUGAAACAUGAGAGACCUCUGGAGAUGUUCUGUAGAGAUGAUCAGACAUGUGUGUGUCCGAUGUGUGCUGUGAAAGACCACAAGAACCACAACACUGUUCCUAUAGAAGAAGAGAGUGAAGUAAAGAAGACUCAACUGAUGAAGACACAGAAAGACGUGCAGCAGAUGAUCCAGGACAGAAUCAAAAAGAUUCAAGACGUCAAACACUCAGCAGAAGUCAGAAAAAGAAACACAGAGGAGGAGAAAGCAACCCACAUCGAGCUCUUCACUGAUCUCAUCCGCUCCAUUGAGAGAUGUCAGACUGAACUGCUGGAGAUGAUGGAGGAGCAGCAGAAAGCAGCAGAGAAACAGGAGGAAGUGCUCAUUGAAGAGCUGGAGCAGGAGAUCACUGAGCUAAAGAUGAGAAACACUGAGCUGGAGCAGCUCUCACACACUGAAGAUCACCUCCACCUCCUACAGAUUCACUCAUCCCUGUGCAGCUUUAGAAACAUCAGGAACUGGUCUGAGAUCAGUGUGAAGACUGAUGAGACUCUGGAGCCUCUGAGGAGAGCUCUGACUCGACUGCAGGACACUCUACAGGAGAAACUCACACAAACUGUGCUGAAGAGGAUGCAGCAGUAUGAAGUGGAUGUGACUCUGGAUCCUGAUACAGCUCAUCCUAAACUCAUCCUGUCUGAUGAUGGAAAACAAGUGAGACAUGGAGACAAAAGACAGAAACUCCCAGAAAAACCAAAUAGAUUUGAUACUGAUGUAUCUGUCCUGGGAAAGGAGGGAUUCUCCUCAAGGAGAUUUUAUUUUGAGGUGCAGGUGAAGGGAAAGACUAAAUGGGAUUUAGGAGUGGCCAGAGAAUCCAUUAACAGGAAGGGGGAGACCCCACUGACUCCCAGUAAUGGAUACUGGACUGUGAUUAUGAGGAAUGGGAAUGAAUAUAAAGCCUGUGCUGGUCCUCCUGUCCCUCUGUGUGUGAGAGUGAAGCCGCAGCGGGUCGGUGUGUUUGUGGAUUAUGAGGAGGGUCUGGUCUCCUUUUAUGAUGUGGAGUCCAGCUCUCAUAUCUACUCUUACACUGGUCAGUCUUUCACUGAGAAGCUCUAUCCAUAUUUUAGCCCAUGCACUAAUGAUGGAGGUAAAAACUCAACUCCACUGAUCAUCACACCUGUCAAAUACAAUAAAUGAAUUUAUACCCCUGUGCUGAACAGCACAUUCCAGG
Molecule: messenger RNA, 1892 nt
Organism: Megalobrama amblycephala (Wuchang bream)
Lineage: Eukaryota; Metazoa; Chordata; Actinopteri; Cypriniformes; Xenocyprididae
Product: E3 ubiquitin-protein ligase TRIM39-like
Exons: 8
Coding region: 173-1858 (561 amino acids)
Biological process (GO): protein ubiquitination
Molecular function (GO): zinc ion binding; protein binding; ubiquitin-protein transferase activity
Source: RefSeq, a predicted model, not a curated record